Molecule: messenger RNA, 945 nt
Organism: Equus caballus (horse)
Lineage: Eukaryota; Metazoa; Chordata; Mammalia; Perissodactyla; Equidae
Source: RefSeq, a predicted model, not a curated record
AGGCCGGCACAGCCUCUCCGACCCCAGCAAGUGACCUGUCAGGUGGCCGUGAGCACAGACCCCUGGAGAUGAAGACCCUGCUCCUGACCAUCGGCCUCAGCCUCAUUGCUGCCCUGCAGGCCAAGGACCCCCUGGCCUUGGGCGAGGAGACUCCGGACGUCUCAGGGAAAUGGUAUCUGAAGGCCGUGACCGCUGACCAGGAGAUUCCCGGGGAGAAGCCUGAGUUGGUGACUCCCAUGAUCCUCACGGUCCUGGAGGGGGGCAACCUGGAGGCCAAAGCGACCGUGAAGGUGAGGGGUCAGUGCCAGGAGACGAAACUGGUGCUGGAGAAAACCAAUGAGCCCGGCAAAUACACGGCCGACGAGGGCAGGCGCGUGGUGCACAUCUCGCCGUCGAACGUGAUGGACCACUACGUUCUUUACUGUGAAGGCGAGCUCCGGGGGAAGCAGAUCCGGAUGGCGAAGCUCGUGGGAAGAGACGCGGAGAACAACCAGGGGGCCCUGGAGGAUUUUAAGACGUUCGCGAGAGACAAAGGGUUCGACCCGGAGAAGAUCUUCACGCUCACGCCCCAUGAAACCUGCUCUCCAGGAAGCGAUUAGGGUCCUCAGAUCCAGCGGCCAGAGCCUGAGGACACAGCACCUACCCCCACACUGCAGCCCCCAGAACCCGGCGCCUGCCCCCACGGCAGCCCCAGAACCCAGCACCUCCCCCGACAUGGUGGCCCCAGAACUCAGCACCCACCCCCACACUGCAGCCCCCAGAACCCGGCGCCUGCCCCCACGGCAGCCCCAGAACCCAGCACCUCCCCCGACAUGGUGGCCCCAGAACUCAGCACCUGCCCACACAUGGCACCCCGAAACCUCGGCACCUGCCCACACACGGCAGCCCCAGAACCCAGCACCUGCCCCCACACAGCACCCCCAGACCUCGGCACCUGCUCCCACA